Molecule: messenger RNA, 2718 nt
Organism: Aegilops tauschii subsp. strangulata
Lineage: Eukaryota; Viridiplantae; Streptophyta; Magnoliopsida; Poales; Poaceae
Product: formate--tetrahydrofolate ligase
Molecular function (GO): ATP binding; formate-tetrahydrofolate ligase activity
Source: RefSeq, a predicted model, not a curated record
UGGGAUCGCAGGCAUCGUCGCCCACGCCCACCGCCCCCCAAGAACCCCUUAUCUUCUCCCCCGGGUUGGGAUCGCGGUCCAUCUUCCGUCCGUCCACUCCGAGAUAAGACCACCCCUAGAACGCCUCCCACCCCAAUGCCUCUGUUCGUCUGAAGAACUGGUAAUGCACAUUGACGACAGGAAGAAGAUUUAGAGCAGAGUUUUGGGUUAGUCGAAAAACAGUUUCUUUGAGUCUUGAAGAUUUAUAGGGUGGUGGGUUAAUUAAUCUGUGGUUUUCCGCGAGUACCAUUAUUGGGUGGGACGGGAGCUGUUGGUGUGCCAUGGAUCUGCCUGCCCCACCAACCAGUGAUCCCAGAACUUUAUCCUCCAUUAUCCUAAGCCGCCGCCGUGCCGACGCGCGGGCGAGAAUAAACAAGUGCUCCGCGACCGCGAGCCAGCGACUCCUCUCGCCUCCACCACCGCUCCCUCGCCACCACUCGCUGCUCCGCCUGCGACCCGGCCGUGAGCGACCCGCCGUCGCGAGAUCCAGCGCCGUCUCCGCGCCGCCGCUGGUGCCGCCCAUGACGACGCCGGCGCCAAACCCGACCAUCCGGAGGCUCGACGUCGCCUCGCCGGUGCCCGCCGACAUCGACAUCGCCAACGCCGUCGAGCCGCUCCACAUCGCCGACAUCGCCGCCGAGCUCGGCGUGCCCCCGGAGCACUACGAUCUCUACGGCAAGUACAAGGCCAAGGUGCUCCUGUCCGUUCUUGACAAGCUGCAGGGGCAGCAGGACGGGUACUACGUGGUGGUCGGCGGCAUCACGCCGACGCCGCUCGGGGAGGGCAAGUCAACGACUACCGUCGGCCUGUGCCAGGCACUGGGGGCGUUCCUUGAUAAGAAGGUUGUCACUUGCGUCCGUCAACCAUCACAAGGGCCCACCUUUGGAAUCAAGGGGGGUGCUGCUGGAGGUGGCUACAGUCAAGUUAUACCCAUGGAUGAGUUCAAUCUCCAUAUGACUGGAGAUAUCCAUGCAAUUACAGCUGCAAACAAUCUUCUUGCUGCUGCCAUUGACACAAGGAUUUUCCAUGAAGCUUCUCAAUCAGACAAAGCUCUGUUCAAUAGAUUGUGUCCAGCAAACAAAGAAGGGAAGAGGCGCUUCGCUGAUGUAAUGCUCCGACGCCUGAUAAAGCUUGGCAUCUCAAAGACAGACCCUGAUGAGCUAACACCAGAAGAAGUUAGGCGUUUUGCAAGGCUUGAUAUUGACCCUGCAUCAAUUACUUGGAGACGGGUCAUGGAUGUUAAUGAUCGUUUCCUGAGGAAAAUCACCGUUGGACAAGGCCCUGAUGAAAAAGGUAUGGUGAGAGAAACAGGCUUUGACAUAUCUGUGGCAAGUGAGAUAAUGGCUGUAUUGGCUCUUACAACUUCCCUUGCUGACAUGAGGGAAAGACUUGGAAGAAUGGUGAUAGGCAACAGCAAGGCGGGUGAGCCGGUUACAGCUGAUGAUCUUGGUCUUGGAGGUGCCUUGACUGUCCUAAUGAAAGAUGCUAUUCAUCCCACCCUCAUGCAAACUCUUGAAGGCACUCCUGUUUUAGUGCAUGCUGGUCCUUUUGCUAACAUUGCACAUGGGAACUCUUCCAUAGUUGCUGAUAAGAUUGCUUUGAAGUUGGUUGGGAAGGGUGGCUUUGUUGUUACAGAAGCUGGUUUUGGUGCUGAUAUUGGGACUGAGAAAUUCAUGGACAUAAAGUGUAGGUAUAGUGGAUUGACACCACAGUGUGCUAUUAUUGUGGCCACAAUUAGGGCUCUUAAAAUGCAUGGAGGAGGCCCAGAUGUUGUGGCUGGGAAGCCUUUAGAUCACGCAUAUGUCAGUGAAAAUGUCACUCUUGUUGAAGCUGGAUGUGUUAAUCUUGCUAAGCACAUCUCAAACACAAAGGGUUAUGGAGUGAAUGUUGUAGUAGCAAUCAACAAAUUUGCAACAGACACAGACGCUGAAAUGGAAGUUGUGAAAAAGGCGGCUAUGGCAGCUGGGGCUUUCGAUGCUGUCGUCUGCUCCCACCAUGCACACGGUGGUAAAGGAGCGGUUGAUCUUGGAGUCGCUGUUCAAAGAGCAUGUGAAAGCCAGGCAGAGCCCCUGAAGUUUUUAUAUCCUUUAGAUUCUAGCAUAAAGGAGAAGAUUGAGUCAAUAGCUAAGUUCUAUGGUGCUAGUGGUGUUGAAUACUCUGAACAGGCCGAAAAGCAGAUCGAGAUGUACACCAAGCAAGGCUUCUCCAACCUCCCGAUAUGCAUGGCGAAGACUCAGUACUCCUUUUCUCAUGUUCCAUCCAUGAAGGGCGCACCAUCCGACUUUGUGCUGCCGAUAAGAGACGUGCGGGCCAGCAUCGGAGCCGGUUUCAUCUACCCGCUCGUCGGCACCAUGAGCACAAUGCCUGGUCUUCCUACGAGGCCCUGCUUCUACGAAAUUGACAUCGACACGGCGACCGGGAAAGUCAUGGGUCUGUCAUGAGCUUCGCCGGCACCGUUUCUAGGCUGGGGGUCCUGUGCUGUUGCGCAAUUAAACUGACCGUGUGCAGUUUCAGUUUUGGGGACAUUCCUGAAGCAGAAUAAAGGAAUAAUGGCCUCAUCAGUGGCUUGGUGCGAUUGUGGGGGUUAGUAAAUUUCAGUAACUUGAUGGAUGUAGAUUUGGUCCGACCAUACUGUCUGUCUGUACUCUGUUCCUUGUGUUUUGAUUUGAUGUUCACCUU